AUGGGCCCAUCAUUCCUCUACGUCCCUGGCGGCAACGUCUCCCGAAUGUCCAAUCCACUCGACUAUAACCCACGCUGCUUAAAGCGAGACCUAACCACGUCCAUCCUGCACGAUAACAACAACCACACAAACGUCCUGCAACUAAUUCUCAACAGUGAUGAUAUAUGGGACUUUGAAACCAACGCCCAAGGCACGCCAGGCAGCGGGCUUCUCGGCAUCCACGGCGGCGGCCACCUAGCGAUGGGAGGUGAUCCUGGCCGAGAUGCAGAUGCUAAUCCCGGAGAUCCGGGGUUUUGGAAUCAUCACGCCAUGAUUGAUCGUAUUUGGUGGAUAUGGCAGUAUCUUGACUUGGCGAAUCGGAAGUAUGCGAUCUCGGGGACGGGGACUUUUUUGAAUGACCCGGUGUCGCCUAAUACUACGCUGGACACGCAUGUUAAUGUGGGGUAUGUUAAACGGGGGUCGAUUGCGAUGAGGGAUAUUAUGAGUACGACUGCUGGGCCAUUUUGUUAUGUGUAUUUGUGA
Penicillium daleae is the source of this 522-nucleotide messenger RNA. Its product is annotated as Tyrosinase-like protein orsC. The record is from RefSeq and is a predicted model, not a curated record. Gene Ontology annotation, molecular function: oxidoreductase activity. Lineage: Eukaryota; Fungi; Ascomycota; Eurotiomycetes; Eurotiales; Aspergillaceae. The coding region runs from base 1 to 522 and encodes 173 amino acids. The transcript has a single exon.